UGUUCUGUGCAGAAACCGCACUAACAGGGAAAGUGUAUAAGGAAAGCUGUUGCAUGUUCUUUGAAGCAUGACGCAGCAGUCAUUAAAAAGUGAAAAAUAGAAGGCUAUUAUGUGUUACUGGAGGGCCUAAUUGUAGAGGUACUGCCUGCUUUGAAAGAGCAACAGGAAGUUCUGGCUGGCGCGUGCUAGAAUAGCUGCCGUGCGGAGAUAUCACUGCGUUAUGAACUAUACCAACCAGAAUCUCGCCCAGAAACUUAGUAGUUGCAAGAGUUCUGUAGUGUAGGCGCGGUAGUAGUUUCUUAUCUGAAGUAUUGUUACUGUAGGACAACUAAAAAGUAAUUGUACAACUUAAUGGCCGAGGAAUCAGAAUGGAUUUACCGCGUGGAGGGAAACAACAAUGUCGUAUUCUCCAAUUCAAAAUCCAAUCAAGUGCUCCGUAUCAGGAAAUUGGCCAGGCGUAAAAGGCACGCUUCAGUGCCAACGCGAAACGAGGAUUUCGGCUCGGCAGAAAUGGAUUACUUAGUGAAUGUUGUCUACAAGCUGCUGGAUGGAUUAAAUGUUCAUUAUAAAGCUGAACAACUCUAUGUGUCGCCGCAACUUUUAGAUAAACUCUCGGCCGUGAUAUCUCACAACAGACCCGCCGAAUUAAACGGUAGAGUUAACCUUGACGAGUCGGCGACACAUGCUUUACUGAUGCCUGAUUUCUGCAGAAGCUGUUUACCUCAAAGUGUAACCCCGCGUGACCACCGAUUACUUAACGAAGAUAACUCACCCAUUAUUAGCGUGGAACUCAGACCUAAAAGCUGUUACAUUCCUACCUCUCUAAACGAACGUAAUGGCUCACGCGGUAUGUGCCUUUCUUGUAGUAGAAAGGUUUCGCUUGAACGCAAGCCUGGUGCUGCUGAACAGUCAAUGUAUUGCCCGUUUGAUUUGUUCUCUCAUGACAGUGCACGAAUACAGCGAGCAUUGCGAGAUAUGAUUGCAUGCCCUCAAAGGCACUUAUCCGUGCGUCGUAAUGAUGACAUCAUAUUUUCCCAGUCUCUUGCCGCAUCUCGUAAUGCGAGGUGCGGCGACUUCUUUGAAGAAAACGUGUCUCCGAUUUUUGGCCGAGGUGGCACUUCAGCGUUUUUGAACUUGGUUGGCCGGAGCCUGAGGCAAAAGAUUGCGCAACGGCCAUUGUUGAAGUCCCGAUCGAGCGUGUCUGUGCACUGCCGUCGGAAAGAUGGAAUUGUUGCCGAGCAGAACUGUUCCGAAUGUAAUGCAGUGCCGAACGGUUCCGAAUGCGAUACAGAGGAAGAAAAUGGUAUGUGCAUUUUAGAUUUUCUCUCGGCAGUGAAAAACAUGUGUGACGUACCUUUAUCGGAGGUUCAGAGAAUGAACGACGAAAUUCAAGCGUACAUAUCAGCCAACGAAAAAGAUGCAGCAUUGCUCUCAUUAAACUUGCCAUACAAUACUGAUGUUUGGCGACGCGCUGCCACCUUGCCUGGCCACAAUAGCGAUUCUACUCUGGAUAACCAGUCAUCGAGUAGCAAAUUGCGACAAUUAGAAUCUUAUGCCGAUUCCCUACGUCGCUAUACCAUAGCUCGUGCCUUUACCUGCUGCUCACUGAUUAUUUCAUUUUCCAAGCUGCGUGAAGUUGAUGAUAGUAACCAACAGAACGGUUCUUUCUGCGUGGAGGAUGGUUACGGAGACAGUUAUCUAUGCUCCAUUGCAAUUCUUGAUCUUUAUAAAGAACCGCCUAACCGAAUCGAUCAUUACUGUUCUCAAACGAAAGAAUUUCUUUCUGUUUUAAAUGACGACCAUAAAUGCGACCCUUGA
This is a messenger RNA of Ciona intestinalis (vase tunicate), 1818 nucleotides long. The record is from RefSeq and is a predicted model, not a curated record. NCBI's taxonomy places the organism in Eukaryota, Metazoa, Chordata, Ascidiacea, Phlebobranchia, Cionidae.